Molecule: messenger RNA, 2740 nt
Organism: Marmota monax (woodchuck)
Lineage: Eukaryota; Metazoa; Chordata; Mammalia; Rodentia; Sciuridae
Gene: Nsfl1c
Product: NSFL1 cofactor
Exons: 9
Coding region: 56-1168 (370 amino acids)
Biological process (GO): nuclear membrane reassembly; autophagosome assembly; proteasome-mediated ubiquitin-dependent protein catabolic process
Cellular component (GO): nucleus; cytosol
Molecular function (GO): ubiquitin binding
Source: RefSeq, a predicted model, not a curated record
GGUUUGGGGCUGUGCGGCGGCAGCCGGAGCGGUUUGAGACGCGCACGGGGCGAAGAUGGCGGCGGAGCGACAGGACGCGCUGAGGGAGUUCGUGGCGGUGACGGGCACCGAAGAGGACCGGGCCCGCUUCUUCCUCGAGUCCGCCGGCUGGGACCUGCAGAUCGCGCUAGCGAGCUUUUACGAGGACGGAGGGGAUGAAGACAUUGUGACCAUUUCGCAGGCAACCCCCAGUUCAGUGUCCAGAGGCACAGCCCCCAGUGAUAAUAGGGUGACAUCUUUCAGAGACCUCAUUCAUGACCAAGAUGAGGAGGAGGAGGAGGAGGAAGGACAGAGGUUUUAUGCUGGGGGCUCAGAGAGAAGUGGACAGCAGAUUGUUGGCCCUCCCCGGAAGAGAAGUCCCAACGAGCUGGUGGAUGAUCUCUUUAAAGGUGCCAAGGAGCAUGGAGCUGUAGCUGUGGAACGAGUGACCAAGAGCCCGGGAGAGACCAGUAAACCUAGACCAUUUGCAGGUGGUGGCUACCGCCUUGGGGCAGCACCGGAAGAAGAGUCUGCCUAUGUGGCAGGGGAAAGGAGGCGGCACUCCAGCCAAGACGUUCAUGUAGUGCUGAAGCUCUGGAAAAGUGGAUUCAGCCUGGACAAUGGUGAACUCAGAAGCUACCAAGACCCAGCCAAUGCCCAGUUUCUGGAGUCUAUCCGCAGAGGGGAGGUGCCAGCUGAGCUGCGGAGGUUAGCGCAUGGUGGGCAGGUGAACUUGGAUAUGGAGGACCAUCGGGACGAGGACUUCGUGAAGCCCAAGGGAGCCUUCAAAGCCUUCACUGGUGAGGGCCAGAAACUAGGCAGCACGGCCCCCCAGUUGUUGAACACGAGCUCCCCAGCCCAGCAGGCAGAAAAUGAAGCCAAAGCCAGCUCCUCCAUCCUGAUCGACGAGUCAGAGCCGACCACAAACAUCCAGAUCAGGCUUGCUGAUGGCGGGAGGCUGGUGCAGAAGUUCAACCACAGCCACAGGAUCAGCGACAUCCGACUCUUCAUCGUGGACGCCCGGCCAGCCAUGGCUGCCACCAGCUUUGUCCUCAUGACUACCUUCCCAAACAAAGAGCUGGAUGACGAGAACCAGACCCUAAAGGAAGCCAACCUGCUCAACGCCGUCAUUGUGCAGCGGUUAACAUAACCACCUGGCCGCUGCCUCAUACCCUCCUGUGUCUCCACGCUGCAGCCCUGCCCCGUGGGGAUCAGCCCUCCUGUCCCUGUGCACACCCAGCGGUCCAGUGCCACGUCUCCUCCGUUGCUCUGGGUCCUUAGAUCUCAGUUGGACAUUUGUUUUCUUCUUAGUUGCAUUUCCUGGGUUUUUGUGACGAUCAAUGAACUUUAAAGAAAAAAAAAAUAAAAACAACCAAAAAAAUUGAAGAAAUAUCACCAGCAUGUUGUAUGGAAACUCACACUGAAGUAGACUUUGAUUGUUAUAAAAUCUUAUCUUGGCUUGGUGGUGGGGGGACUUUCCUUCCAUCCUCCAUGAAAAUUGCUGUGGCAUACAACACAUCCACAUCUCUCCCGCCACCUGAGAGGUGACCAGAGGAUUUCCCCCUCUACAGGGAUGGAAGGGGCUUUGCAGCUGCUUGCUUCCACAAGAGUGUAUCAUUUGUCACAACUGCUACACAAAAGGCCCCUGAGGGAUGAGGCCUGGGCUGUGGACACUCCCUCCUUCAGGAGAAAGAAUUUUGCGCUGUGUGCCCUUCUCUCAGCCCUGGGAGUCCACUCCCCCACCCUGACCAGCUAAGCUUCUGCUCCUGCCCCAGGCCUUUGCCCCCUGCCACCCAGGUUGCUCCCUGGUGAUUCUCAGUUGUGUCAUGCUUUGUGUGCUCCAUGUGCACACGUCUGUACAGUGAGGGGGGGGGGGGCAUUUUUCCUUUGGAUACAAUUCAUGCCAACCCAAGUAAGUGCAGUCCCGGUAUGUUGGCCUAAGAAGCAGAGUCAGAAUGGCACUGAGCUUUUCACUAACUCUGUGUGGCCAAUCAAGGGUUGAAAGGUGGCUGUCCUGGACUACAAGCACCCUUUGCCAUGUUGGUGUUCUUUUUAGUUUUAUGACUGGGCUGAGGAUGGAGCCCAGGGUCUUACGCAUGCCAGGCAAGUGUUAAAUGUCCCUAACCCCCAUGUUGGUUUGCAAGAGUCUUCAGUGAGCAAAUCUUGAGGACAAGUGUAACAUCAGCACGUGACUGGGCUGCGGGUCUCACCCACAGUGAUCAUCUGCCCUGCUGACCUCCGACUUGCAGCAACUUGGGCAAUGGUUGUGGCCUGGUGAAGGUCCUCCACCCCGUCACUUUGCUUCCUCACCAGUGUGGGGAGGAGGGACACCUGGUCUUGGGUGGGACCUUUUUCCACUGACUGAAUCUGCCAGCCUUGUCAUAAUGUGCCUCCCUCCCCCUCCACAGCAGUCAAUAUCAGUCACUGGCACUUUCCUGCUUGGCCCCUUCCCUGCACCAGGAACCAGCAUUAACCACAGGAAGGGAGGCAGAGGAGCUUCUGGAAAGACCCAGAUUCUCAGAGCUGCAGAGGGCUCAUGGUUUCAACCAAGGGUCCUGAAAAAGGAACUUGGUUUGGUGCUUCCCAUCCCAAAUCUCCCAAACACAGUGGCCUCCCCAGGCUACAGCAUCUACCGUGAUGUUCUCUCUAGUGGCGAAGGUAACUGCAAAUCUGGAAACAUGAAAAUUACUGUCACCUUGACCAUUAAAAUCCAGAAUGAGGA